This is a messenger RNA of Coturnix japonica (Japanese quail), 3987 nucleotides long. RefSeq names its product FES proto-oncogene, tyrosine kinase (gene FES). Gene Ontology annotation, biological process: peptidyl-tyrosine phosphorylation. NCBI's taxonomy places the organism in Eukaryota, Metazoa, Chordata, Aves, Galliformes, Phasianidae. Gene Ontology annotation, molecular function: non-membrane spanning protein tyrosine kinase activity; ATP binding. The record is from RefSeq and is a predicted model, not a curated record.
GCCCCUCAUGCCGUCCUGGCCGCAGCAUCCUCCUGUGGUCACGAGCGGUUCUCAGUUGUGUGCACAUGGCUGCAGGAGCUGCUGCCAUGGCUCUCCCCUCUCUCUCCUGCCUGGAGCUGUGCUGCAGCCACACACCUGCUGCCAUCAGCUGGGGCUGUGCAGGGCUGAGUUGGUAGCUCCAGGCAGGGACAAACAGGCACUGCAGGCGAGAUGCGGCCACUGGCUUUGCAGUACCCAUGCAGCCCCAUGCAGCACAGCAGCACCAAGCUCUUCUGUGAGAGAGGGGAUGAAGGAUGUGAAACCAAAUGAUCUGCAGCCCGCAGUGACCUUCCUGCUGCAGGCAGUGGUUGGGGCUGCUGCAGAGUGGAGCUGUCUGCAAUCACGGUCACGGAUCGGGCCCUGCAGCACAGCCAUCCUCACAGACUCAACAGUCAGACCCCAGCCCUGUGGAGCUCAGUGCCCAGAGCCAGCCCUGAGCCAGCAGGGACAGCCUGCUCUGUGCAGGAGAAGCCAGGCAACGCCAGGCUGGGAUAAGCUGCGAGCUGGCACAGCACUCGCUGAGCGUGUGCAAAUGCUGCAGAUGUCCGAGGAGCAAAUGGUGCUGGAUGACCAGCAGCUCAGAAAAUAAACCUGUUCCAGGAUGGGCUUUGGGGUCAGGCAGCGGCGGCUGGAGGCAGGUUAUGUGUGCCACGGCUGCUGCUCUGACCUUGAAAUGUGCUGUGAGAAAGGUUGUUUCCAGGGUGACCAGCACUAGUGGUGCCCAGGAGCUCCAGCAGCAUGGCGUGCUGUGCUGUGCUGUGCUGCCCACUGCUGAGCUGUGCUGUGUUGGGAUGCUGUGCUCUUCCUUGGCGUUGCUCAACUGUGGGAAGGCAAGUCAGGAACUCCCUAAAAAAGUGGAAGCAGAUUACUUGUAUCUUACAGGUGUCCAUAACGUUACCUUGGGGCCAGAAGCCGCUGCCAGCCCCUGCAGCAAGGACAGGGAGAGUGGCUGCAGGCACAGGGAUGGCUGAAAGGGCUUUGCUGAGUCAGAUCCCUGAGGGGCCUGGGCUGAGGACAGGGCCCACGAGGGCUGUGCACCGCAGCGUGGUCCAGCCAAAACAGAGCCCUGGUGUCCUGCAGGAAGGCCUUGGUGCGUGGCUGCUGGCAGAGGCGGUGGGGCUGGGGGCUGACAGCUGCAGUGAGGCUGCGUGACACAGUUGGCCCCGAACUCGGCAGACUGGCAGGGAGGGGAGGAAGCGCAGGAAAUCUCGCAAUGGUUGUAUGGUCAGUGCAGGGUUUCCUGUUCCUCUCUGGGUGCCGGAGCUGCGUCAGGUCAGUUGCACCGGCCCCAACCCCAGGAACACACCAGCACCAGCGCUGCAGCACGGACCUGGCGGCACACGCAGCCCCGUCCCACUAGGACCGUGGUGUCAUGGGCUUUGGGCCGGAGCUGUGGUGCCCGAAGGGGCACAGUGCGCUGCUGCGGCUGCAGGACAGCGAGCUGCGCCUCCUGGAGCUGAUGAAGAAGUGGAUGUCACAGCGCGCCAAGAGCGACCGGGAGUACGCAGGGAUGCUGCACCAAAUGUUCUCUCAGCUGGAGAAACAGGAGGGCCUGGGGCAGCUCCGUGCCACCGACCACAGCAGCCAGAUUGGGGAGUCCUGGUGGGUUCUGGCCAGCCAGACUGAGACACUGAGCCAGACGCUACGGCGACACGCGGAGGAGCUGGCAGCAGGGCCACUGGCCAAGUUGAGCGUGCUGAUCCGUGACAAGCAGCAGAUUCGCAAGGCCUUCAGCGAGCAGUGGCAGCAGCUCAGCCAGGAUUAUGCCCGGACCACGCAGCAGGAAGUGGAGAAGCUGAAAGCACAGUACCGCAGCCUGGUGCGCGACAGCACCCAGGCCAAACGCAAGUACCAGGAGGCCAGCAAAGAGAAGGAGCGGGAAAAGGCAAAGGAAAAGUAUGUGCGCAGCCUCUGGAAGCUCUAUGCCCUGCACAACCAGUAUGUGCUGGCUGUGCAGGCGGCCGCGUUGCACCACCAGCACCACUACCAGCGCGCGCUGCCCACCCUGCACGAGUCCCUCUACAGCCUGCAGCAGGAGAUGGUCCUUGUUCUGAAGGAGAUUCUUGGGGAGUACUAUAGCAUCAGCAGCCUGGUGCAGGAGGACGUGUUGGCCAUCCACCAGGAGGUUGCCCAUGCCAUCGAGAUGAUCAACCCUGCCACUGAGUACAGCAGCUUUGUUCAGUGCCACAGGUAUGACUCCGAGGUGCCGCCAGCAGUGACCUUUGAUGAGAGCUUGCUGGAGGAGACAGAGGGCCUGGAGCAGGGGGAGCUGCAGCUGAAUGAGCUGACUAUCGAGAGCGUGCAGCACUCGCUGACAUCCAUUGAGGAGGAGCUGCUGGCCAGCAAGGAGGCAGCGAGCAGCAAGGAGCAGCGGGUGUGGGAGCUGCAGGCUGAGCUGCGGGACGAGGAGAUGGCGCUGAGCCCUGGGGAGCGGGUGCGCUUGUUGGGCAAGCGGCAGGGGCUGCAGGAGGCCCAGCAGCAGCUGCAGGGAUGUCUCUGCACCCAAGCCAAGCUGCAAGCACAGCGGGAUAUGCUGGCCAACAAGUUGGCAGAGCUGGGCUCUGGGGAGCCCCCUCCUGCCUUGCCCCUGCAGGAGGACCAGCAGUCAGUGUCCUCCACGGAUCAGGAGCGCAGUGGGGUGACUGCGCUGGAGACCAUCAAGAACCAUAUCUCAGGCAUCUUCAGUCCCAGGUUCUCGCUGCCACCUCCCAUGCCCCUCAUCCCAGAGGUGCAGAAGCCGCUGAGCCAGCAGGCCUGGUACCAUGGGGCCAUCCCACGCUCGGAGGUGCAGGAGCUGCUGAGCUGCAGCGGGGACUUCCUGGUACGGGAGAGCCAGGGGAAGCAGGAGUACGUGCUCAGCGUGCUGUGGGACGGGCAGCCCCGGCACUUCAUCAUCCAGGCUGCUGAUAACUUGUACCGGCUGGAAGGCGAUGGCUUUCCCACCAUCCCGCUGCUCGUCGACCACCUGCUGCAGAGCCAGCAGCCCAUCACCCGCAAGAGCGGCAUCGUCCUGACCAGAGCCGUGCUCAAGGACAAGUGGGUGCUCAACCACGAGGAUGUGCUGCUGGGGGAGCGCAUCGGCCGGGGGAACUUCGGAGAGGUGUUCAGCGGCCGCCUGCGAGCGGACAACACCCCCGUGGCGGUGAAAUCCUGCCGGGAAACCCUGCCGCCAGAGCUGAAGGCCAAGUUCCUGCAGGAAGCCAGGAUCCUCAAGCAGUACAACCAUCCCAACAUCGUCCGGCUCAUCGGUGUCUGCACCCAGAAGCAGCCCAUUUACAUCGUCAUGGAGCUGGUGCAGGGGGGGGACUUCCUGAGCUUCCUGCGCAGCGAGGGGCCCCAUCUGAAGGUGAAGGAGCUGAUCAAGAUGACGGAGAAUGCCGCGGCGGGCAUGGAGUACCUGGAGAGCAAGCACUGCAUCCACAGGGACCUGGCUGCCCGCAACUGCCUGGUGACAGAGAAGAACACCCUGAAAAUCAGCGACUUCGGGAUGUCGCGGCAGGAGGAGGAUGGUGUCUAUGCCUCCACGGGGGGCAUGAAGCAGAUCCCCGUGAAGUGGACUGCCCCCGAGGCUCUGAAUUACGGCCGGUACAGCUCGGAAAGCGACGUGUGGAGCUUCGGGAUCCUGCUGUGGGAGGCCUUCAGCCUGGGCGCCGUGCCCUACGCCAACCUCAGCAACCAGCAAACGCGCGAGGCCAUCGAACAGGGCGUGCGGCUGGAGCCCCCCGAGCAGUGCCCCGAGGACGUGUACCGGCUGAUGCAGCGCUGCUGGGAGUACGACCCCCGCAGGCGGCCGAGCUUCGGGGCCGUCCACCAGGACCUCAUCGCCAUCCGCAAACGGCACCGCUGAGCGGCUGCGCCCGCCCCGGCGGCGGGGUCGGAGAGCGGCGGGGCCGCGGCGCGCUCCAGAGGAAUAAAAGUCGGCUCCGCAUCCUCGCGUCCGCCGUUCUC